AUUUGAACACAUGAUUUUUUAUUUUUGCAAUAGAAUAUUUCUUAUUCUAUUUUUGAUUAAUAUUUUUAUUAAAUUUAACAUUAUAAGAUAAUAAUAUAAAAAUAUAAUUGUAAGUCACAUAUCUUAUGAUGUUAAAAUUUUUACUUUCAAUUAUAACAAUAUUGUAAUUUUUUUCUAUCAGUAAUAUUGUAAUUUUAUUCUAUUAAUAAUAUUAAAAUACUAGAGGGAUUUUGCGUCAUGAGUUAAGAAAAUACAUCAUAUAUUGGCUUUGUAUAUUAUUUGUGCUUAAACUUAUAAGAUGAUAAAUUUUCUUUUAUAUCUUAUUUCUAAUAAUAGAUCUGUUCUAUAUCUCGUAACUCAAAAAAAUAAUAAAAGAAUUUACCUUUGUACAAAAUUUUAUUGAAUAUAUAUAUCGUAUAUAUAUAUAUAUAUAUACGAUAUAUAUAUAUAUAUACGAAUUAAUUACUUGAUUUAUCGACGGAGCAUUAAUGUAUUUGCUUAUUUAAAUAGUGACUAUAGAAUUCAAAGAAUUUUUGAUAGAUAGAUACAUAAAAUAAAUGUUAUAAAGUCAUUGACAAUCUACUUAUUAUUUUGUUUAAGAUAUUGAAAUGUACAAUCCAAUAAAAUUCUUUCAACUAUAAUGACGUUUCAAUGAGUAACGAAUUGAACUAUUGGGGGCGUUCGCUGACCAUUACUGCAUACUACUUGACGACUCUCGUGUAUAUUCAGCAUUGUAAGAAGAAAACAUUGUUUUGGAUUUGUGUGCAGUAAAACUCGUCACUAUACAGUAAUGACGUCCCGCCUGGAAAAAGAACGUUCCAAGCAAAUACAAGAGAAAUGUCAAAAUCUUUUGAUACAGAUGCUACGUGACGAAGAUAACAAGUAUUGUGUCGAUUGCGAUGCAAAAGGACCAAGAUGGGCUAGUUGGAAUCUAGGUAUAUUCUUAUGUAUUCGUUGUGCUGGAAUACAUAGAAAUCUUGGAGUUCAUAUAAGCAAAGUUAAAUCUGUUAACUUAGAUACUUGGACACCAGAACAAGUAGUGAGUUUACAACAAAUGGGUAAUUCCCGUGCAAGGGCAGUAUAUGAAGCAAAUCUUCCAGAUAGUUUUCGAAGACCUCAAACAGUUUGCAGUCUUGAAAGUUUUAUUCGUGCAAAGUAUGAACAUAAAAAAUAUAUAGCUAGAGAAUGGGUACCACCUCCUUUACCAAAGGUUAAUUGGGAUAAAGAACUUGAUGAAGAAGCAGAAAGACAACGUAGAAGGAAAAAGGAAAAUUCUAAAACAUCUAAUAAUCAAGCUAUACUUCCACCUGUAAAAAAGUCAGAAGUAGUGCCUCAGUUGCCAAAACCUAAAAGCUCUGUUAGUCCUAAACUUAAUAGAGCAAAUAAUUCUGCAACCUUAGAUUUACUAGGCUUAGAUGCCCCGGCAACAAAUCAAACAAAUAUAAAUGGUGCUGGAGAUGAUAUAUUUUCUUCCUUUUUAUCUGCACCUCCAGUUUCAGUAGCUUCAACAACUAAUAAUAUUUCUAGUACAACCACAAGUGUAUCAACAACAAUAAGUAAAACUGAAGAAGAAAGUUUCUUUGAUCAACCAGCACCAUCACUUCAAGAAAAAAAUAAAAUGUCCAAAGAUAGUAUUUUAGCCUUGUAUGGUACAUCAAGUAAUCAACAAUCAACAAUGUUUGGAGUUCCUGGUGGAAUGUAUGCUCAACAAUCUACUGUUCAAUAUAAACAAGUACCAACUGUAGUACCAUUUGGUCAACAAACUAGUUUUCCAAAUCAACAAAGUUCCUUAACUCAACUUAAUCAACUUUCCAAUCAAAUAUCUGUUACAUCCAAUCAAUUACCUAUCAGUCAAAAUCAAAUUACAAUGAAUUCUACUCCAUUAGGACCAGUGGCAUCAAAUUCUUUAGGAAACUGUUUACAUGUAGGCCAGAUAAAUCAGAUGAAUGGUGUACCCAAUCCUGCCAUUACAAUGCAAUCUCAAAUGGUAAUGCAAUUAGGACAAUCUAAUAUUAAUAGUAAUAAUGGUUGGAGUGGAAUGUUAACACAAAAUCUUCAACCAGCUCCUGGUAGUAAUCCUUUUUUUAAUUUAACAUCACAACAGCAGCAACAAUCUAUUGCAUUUGGUUCUCAGUUACCACAACAAAUGGCACAACUUUCUUUAGGUGCCACGAGUUUUUCAAGUACAUCAGGAAAAUCCACUACUACUCCACUUCCCGGACAAACGCUUUCCACCAAUUUGUGGCAGUAAAAGUUUUAUGAAUAUUAUUAGUUGAUUGAUUAUUUCAUUCAGUGUUGUACACUAGUGUCAAACGUUCGUUAUCCAAUAUGAUUAUAUUUCCAUAUUAGUUUGGAAAUUGCUCUGGGAUAUAACACAACAAAGACACAAAUAAGAAGUACUCAAAUACUAUCAUUUUCGAAAAAUAAUUCGUGAAUGCAUACAGUAUUUUGAGUCUAAGAGAUUUCUCUUUUAAAGCUUUGCUAGCUUUCAACAUUAUUGUUGGAAAAAUGGGAACUACAAAUAAAAAUGAAUUUUUGACUGAUUGUAAAGAGUUAUUCGUGACGUACAGUAUAUACAUUAUAUAUUCGAUGAUGUAAUUGUAUUAUUUGCUAAAAUGGGUGCUUUUGUAAUCAUGACAAGUGUAUAUCAGGGUCCACUUUCAUUAUAGCAAAGGAUUUCAUUAUAUUUAAACAAGUACAAGCAUCUUUAGUAUAAUAAUUAGUAGUUCAUUUUUACUUCAAAAUAUACAAAAAAUAAAAUAUAUAACAGUUUUCACGAACGUGAAAUUCUUUAACAAAUUAUAUAUAAAAAAAAGUACUUUAUUUAAAAAGAGAUUUGAAUUAUUUAAGAACAAAUUUUUUUUCUAGAAUAAUGUUGCAAGAUUUGUAUGCAAAAAUGUAUUAAAUAUUUUAAAUAUUUGAUUGCUAUUUUAUUUUUGAUUGUAUUAUUAGUACUGAAAUUGAAAAAACGAUAUUUUGUGUUUAAAAAAUUAACUGUUGUUGUUUGUACUUGAGUAGUAUGUUGUUUAGAGUGAUAAAUCGCAAUAUUGAUUAUAUAUUAAAGAACAAUAAGAGUUUAAUAUUCUUUCAAGAAUAAGUUUAAUUCAAAUCUAAUUAGCACUUUUUAUUAAAAUGCAUUUAAUAUUUUUAUUAUUAUUUAAUAGAGACUUAAUGAACUAAACAUAUUAUUUACAUCUUAAUUAAGCAUGAUAUACUAUAAAAACUUGUGACUUGAAAUUUAUGCAUUUAAAAUUGAAUUUUAAUUUUGAUUGAUUGAUUGAUUAUUAUUAAUUAAAAGUUUAUAUAAAAUAGAAUUACAUAUCAGAUAUUGAAAUUCGACAAUAACUUCUGGAUAUAUUCAUUACGAUUAUAUUUUAUUUUAUUAUUUUAUUUUCUUUACAUUAUCAUUUAAAUUGUAGUAAUCAAGUUAGAUUUUCUAACUUGUUGCUGCAUUGAAAUAUUUUAAGAUAUUAUAAAUCUGAUAAGUAUAAAUACAUGUUGUCAAAAUAUAUAAAAAUUUAUAAUAUAUAAUUUAUAACUGUAUAACUAAUUUAUAAUAUAUAAUUUAUUAAAAACCAAAAUAACAAUUGAGCAAUCAAUCAAUUUUAAAAAGUUUUUAAGUUUCUGAUAAUAAUAAUAAAAGUUUUCAUGAUAACUAUAUAAAAUAAUUUAAGAAAUAAUUAUAAUAUAACAUAUUCAUUACUUUUAAUAAGUAUAUAAAAAUAUAUUAAAAACGUUUAAAUUCAAAACGCCAUCUAUUAAUAGAUAAAUUAUAAUGAUAAUAACAACAUUUGUUUAAGAUAAUUAAAUAAUUUUUAUUUUUACAAAGUAUAUCUUACUAAUUAUAAACAUAUUUUUAUCUAUUUUUUUAUUUUAUUAACACAUUUAACAUUUAUUAACAUAUUAUUUAUAUAAACACAAUGAUAAUUUUGCUGGAUAAACAAACCGGAAGUUGCCAUUUUUAUUACUGGAUUGUGAAGAUUCUUUCAUUUCCGUAAAACAUCUUUCUGUCGUUUUAAAGCCACGUGAGACAACAUGGAUAAACCAGUAGUUUUGGCUCGUGUUAUAAAAGUCUUAGGACGAACAGGUUCACAAGGACAAUGUACGCAAGUAAAAGUCGAAUUUUUGGGUGAACAAAAUCGACAAAUUAUUAGAAAUGUAAAAGGACCAGUACGAGAAGGUGAUCUCUUAACCUUACUGGAAUCUGAACGUGAAGCAAGAAGACUUCGAUAAAUGGAAAAAUUUAUCUCCGACACGUAAAAAUCUUCUAUAGUGUCUGGAUUUUAAUAAUAUAAUAAUACAAUUCAUUCCACCGACAAAAAUGAGGAUCAUCCAUUAUUCCAAUAGCACAGAUAAACUCAGUAUGGCCAAAUUUUUAAUCAUUUAAUUUUUACAUAUAUGUGUCAAUGAAGAUGUUACAAUCUUUGUAAUAAAUAUUGAUUAAUGAGUAAUUAAUACAAAUUUUUGCUUUAUUUAUCUAUUUUCAUAACAUAUGAUUUUUAUUGUAAUCACUAGAUUACUUAAUAAAUUAUACUGAUUAUCUUAA
Apis cerana (Asiatic honeybee) is the source of this 4546-nucleotide messenger RNA. RefSeq names its product stromal membrane-associated protein 1. The record is from RefSeq and is a predicted model, not a curated record. NCBI's taxonomy places the organism in Eukaryota, Metazoa, Arthropoda, Insecta, Hymenoptera, Apidae. Gene Ontology annotation, cellular component: cytoplasm. Gene Ontology annotation, molecular function: metal ion binding; GTPase activator activity.